UGGAGUUCAGAGUCCUGGAAUCUCGACUGAAGAUGAAAGAGGAUAUCAUGUUCGACAACCAAUCGAAACCGUGCAGAUCCAGGGUUGACUCCAAAAGCAACCAAAAUCCUCUCAAGCCCAAAUUUGGGUCAUCAUGGGGGUCCCAAAUUGUCAAGGGGUUCACAGCUGACAAGAAAACCAAGAAGGCGUCGGCCAUUGCAAGCAAGAAGCCGCCUCUUGCAAGCGUGGAGAAUGUCAACCAGAGCAACCAACAGAUCCAAUACCAUUCUAGGGUUAAGAGAUCUCUGAUAGGAGAUUUUCCUUGCUCACCUGCUGGUUCUCAAGUUCAUCCCCAUGUCUUUGAUUGCCACGGUAUUAGGUCCCCUGCAUCUCAUGAUCUCUUCUUUGAGUUGGACCAUCUCAGGGAACAACUACGUGAAUCGAAGGAAAGGGAAUCAGCAUUGCAAUCAGAGUUGCGGCAAUGCAAAGAAAAUCCAAGGGUGUCAGAACUCGAGAAGGAGCUUGACUCUAGGAAGAAUGAGAUUGACAGGCUUGCACGGCUUAAAACAUCGUUUGAAGCUGAGAAAACAAGUCUUUCUGAGCAGUUAUCAGCUCUAUCUUCUAUGGUGGAGCAGCACGAGGAAACGGUAAGAUUGGAUGCGCAUGGCAGUAGGGCAUCUGUUACAGGUCGGGACAAUGCAUCUUGUUCAGGGAACUUGGAGUUCGAAGUUGUUGAGCUGCGACGCUUAAACAAAGAGCUUCAGUUUCAGAAACGAAGUCUUGCAAUCAAGCUCUCUUCAGCAGAGUCCAAAUUGGCUGUCCUCGAAAAGAAUGCAGAGAGCGAGAUAGUUGCAAAGGCUCAAGCAGAGGCUUCGUUGUUGCGACACACAAAUGCGAACUUGAGCAAGCAAGUUGAGGGCCUACAGAUGAGUCGGCUAACUGAGGUUGAGGAGCUUGCUUAUCUUCGGUGGAUCAAUUCAUGUUUACGUCAUGAGCUCUGUGGCUCAGAUCAAGCACCUAGAGCAAUCUCUGAUAUUGGUUACAAUGAUGGCAUGGCUUGUAAUGAUGACCAUUGUGAUGGCGAUGGUCCAAAUGCUGACAAAAGUUCUGAUGAUAAAAGACUAAGCAUUGCUGAACGUAUCAAGCAAUGGUCUCAGAAUGAUAAGAAUUGUCAAACAUCUAAAAAGGAAUCACUUCUUGAUAGAGCAUGGAUUGAAGCCACUGAAGCGCGAAGCCCAACACGUAGGCACUCACUUGGUGGAUUAAAGGGAUGUACACAGGACUUGAACAUUGUGAAGAGGAGGCAAUCUGAUACCUUUAUCUGCCUUCCAGAGGCAGCAGAUGAAGUAGCCUCUUGUAAUACGGAUCAGACAAGCAGGGAGAAGAGUGAUCUUCUAAUGGACAAAUAUGAUUUUGGUCAAUCUGAUAGUCCAAGAUUUAUUCUUGGCAAACCAGAAAUAUGCAAGUCUCAAUGCUUGGAUGUCGAAAAGCGCACUCUGCGCAUUCCAAACCCUCCUCCAAGACCUUCAGUGUCCCUGCCACAUUCAUCUGGCCCAUCAAAUGGACCGACUGUAAAUCCACCCCGGCCUCCUCCACCUCCUCCUCCACCGAAGUUUUCCACAAGGAAUACUGGGGUCAUGAAGAGGGCACCCCAAGUUGCAGAGCUUUACCAUUCACUUAUGAGAAGGGACUCAAAGAAAGAUACUUCUGGGGGUGCAAUCUGCGAAACAGCUAACUCUGCAAAUGUGCGGAGUAGCAUGAUUGGUGAAAUCGAGAACCGUUCUUCACAUUUGCAGGCUAUCAAGGCGGAUGUUGAGACUCAAGGUGAAUUUGUGAAAUCGUUGAUCAAGGAGGUGACUGAUGCAGCUUACAAAGAUAUAGAAGAUGUGGUUGCAUUUGUGAAAUGGCUCGACGAUGAACUCGGUUUCCUGGUGGAUGAGAGAGCAGUCCUGAAGCAUUUUGAUUGGCCCGAGAGGAAGGCAGACACUCUAAGAGAGGCAGCUUUUGGCUAUCAAGACCUCAAAAAAUUGGAAUCAGAAGUUUCGAACUACAAAGAUGAUCCACGCCUUCCCUGUGACAUUGCACUUAAGAAGAUGAUAACAGUGUCUGAAAAGACGGAGCGAGGUGUUUACAGUGUUCUGAGGACAAGGGAUGCAAUGAUGAGGCAGUGCAAGGAGUUUAACAUCCCUACUGACUGGAUGCUUGACAACAAUCUUAUUAGCAAGAUAAAAUUUGCUUCUGUCAAAUUAGCAAACAUGUACAUGAAAAGAGUGGCUAUGGAACUUCAGUAUAUGGGACCUCUGAACAAGGAUCUAGCUCUGGAGUAUAUGCUGCUUCAGGCUGUGAGAUUUGCCUUCAGAGUUCAUCAGUUUGCUGGAGGGUUCGACACUGAGACCAUGGAUGCAUUUGAGGAGCUGAGGAAUCUUGUUCACGUCAGGAACAGUACCCAGUAGGGAGGCAAUCGAAUGUAGUGUGAUGUGAUUUUGUCUGGGAAAAUUGUGGCUUACCCUCUCAGUAAGCAUGACGGAUAAUUUGAAGGAUUGGCCAUUGGUGUGUAUGUAUUCGUGUGUGCUAGCCUGAAGAAACCAGCUUUGGUGUGCGUAGGCGUAGGAAUUUGGUAGAAACAUUGAUGGAACAUGUGGAAGCUAUAUGUGGAUAUGCUCCUAGUGGGCAUUGGUGACUGU
Lolium rigidum is the source of this 2663-nucleotide messenger RNA. RefSeq names its product protein CHUP1, chloroplastic-like. Gene Ontology annotation, biological process: chloroplast organization. Gene Ontology annotation, cellular component: chloroplast outer membrane. The record is from RefSeq and is a predicted model, not a curated record. The transcript has 7 exons. Lineage: Eukaryota; Viridiplantae; Streptophyta; Magnoliopsida; Poales; Poaceae. Bases 33 to 2432 code for a protein of 799 amino acids.